AUGGAUACUGCGUUCGAGCUCGAUGAAGUCUCUCGCGCCAAUUUUCUUAAACUCGUCAUGCAGUCUUUUAGCUGCUCUUACAUUUGCCUAUGGCGGUCUUAUUUUCCCAACUGUUUAAUGUUCUUUGAUGGUGUUUAUGAUGAAGAAAACCAAACUGGUAGCUCUUCUUCUUCUGGAGUUAGUCUAGCACGGCGGCUUUUCGACGAGUAUCGGCUGUCAAUUUUUCCAAUUGUACAAAAUGAAUGCGUUCCAGGAUUCGCUUUCCGAAACAGUCUUACUUAUGUAGAAUUGCAAGAAAUGGACCUCCAAAGACUGGCAUCAGUUCAAAUUCAGAAGCAGUUUUAUCAGGAAGCAAGAAUUAAGACUGCAGUUUUCAUGGGGUGCAAGAGUGGAGAGAUUGAGCUCGGCUUCGCCAAUGUGUCUCAAAUGAACGUAAAAAAGGAACUGAUCAUGAGAAGCUGGAUGUUGCCAGAAGCUUUCUCUAAAUCACAAUUAUUAUCUCCACGUACAGUUGAAGGAGCUAGUACUAGGGCAAACACUGAGCAGCAAAACCAACUUUCAUCAUCUUCCUCAUCUUUGAGAUCCCUCUCAACCAUGGAUAGCCCCGAAUGUUCAUCCCUCAUCUUCAACACUGUUCAAACAUCUACUGCUCCUUCGUCUCUCAAUAUCCCACCUGAUCAAGUCUUUGCUAAUACAAACUUCACUUCAUUACUGCAACCAGUUGUAUCACCAACUACAAACAUAUUUAGUAGUACUAGUACUAGUCCUCAUCAACAAGCCAUGCAAGCGAUUUCUCGAAUGCGAGGGAAUAUCCAUUUACCAGCUCCUGAGAUUGAAGAUGCUGAGAUUACAAGAGCCAUUCUUGCUGUCCUGACUUCUCCUUCUUCUUCACCUUCUCCUGCUAUAUCUCCACACCAAUUGAGUAGUGAUUCCGCUCCUAGUCCUAGUCAUCAUGGCCUGCUAAAUCCUAAACCCUGCAGUGCUUUCAAGCAUUACAUCUCAUCGCCUUUGGGCCCAAGAACACAAACGAAAGGAGCUGCUAAUUUAGGAGUGCGUAAGCAAACUAUGGUGAAGCGAUCGAUUUCCUUCUUGAGAAGCUUAAAUCUGCUGAGAAUUCGAGAUCAAAGUAUGCAAGCUGCCACCCGCCCCACAACCAGUCAGUUGCAUCAUAUGAUAUCAGAGCGCAAAAGGCGAGAGAAACUCAACGAAAGCUUUCAUUCUUUGAAAUCCCUACUUCCUCCCGGUACCAAGAAAGACAAAGCAUCAGUGCUAACAACUGCAAGGGACUACUUAACCAGUUUACAAGCUCAAGUUGAUGAGCUUAGUAAACGAAACCAGCAGUUAGAAGCUGCUGCAAGGCUUAUAACUAAAGAAGAAGAUGAUGAAGAAGAAGAAGCUGGCUCCUCAUCGACCGAAAGAGUUAGUGUUACGCUUACGCAUGUAUCUGGCUCGACAACAGAUCAAAAUCAGCGAAUUGUUGCCUUGCAAGUGAUUGUGAGAUCAGGAGAAUGUUCGACCGAAGAUAUAGUAAUCAGAAUCUUGGAAUUCUUGAAGCAAGUUAACAACAUGAGCUUGAUGUCCAUGGAAGCAAGUACUUGGAAAACAGAAUUACAUCCCAACAUCAACCGUGUGGUCUUGAGAUUAAGAGUUGAUAAUGAUCAGGCGAACGAAUGGGACGAGUCUGCCUUCCAGGAAGCAGUGAGAAGGGUGGUUGCUGACGUGGCAUAUAAAUAA
Messenger RNA from Fragaria vesca subsp. vesca, 1734 nucleotides. RefSeq names its product putative transcription factor bHLH041-like. Bases 1 to 1734 code for a protein of 577 amino acids. The transcript has 7 exons. Gene Ontology annotation, molecular function: protein dimerization activity. Lineage: Eukaryota; Viridiplantae; Streptophyta; Magnoliopsida; Rosales; Rosaceae. The record is from RefSeq and is a predicted model, not a curated record.